Molecule: messenger RNA, 2084 nt
Organism: Siniperca chuatsi (mandarin fish)
Lineage: Eukaryota; Metazoa; Chordata; Actinopteri; Centrarchiformes; Sinipercidae
Gene: spns3
Product: spinster homolog 3 (Drosophila)
Exons: 13
Coding region: 258-1799 (513 amino acids)
Biological process (GO): transmembrane transport
Cellular component (GO): membrane
Molecular function (GO): transmembrane transporter activity
Source: RefSeq, a predicted model, not a curated record
UCUGUGUGAAAGCAUAUGACCAACCCAGAGUGGGCUGGUCCCUUUGCUAACUUAAUAUCUCUCGAGGCAUGUUAGAGCUGAGGCCUCUGUUAGCUUCUUCAAGCCUCAGAGACACACCAGGAGCCACACCAUCCUCUGACAACUGCAAAUAUGGAAUGACCUGAGAAAAUAGCAUAAACAAGGCAUCAUCAACACAGGGCAAAUUAUUUCUCUAAAACUAGGUCAUACAUUUCCCGGUGAAGAAAGAGCUGCUCGCUAUGGAGCCAAAGGCAUCAGUGACAUCCCCCCAGGACAGGCCGAUACCUCGAUGGAGUCUGAGCUCCAGCUCUGGUCUACAUUACGGCUCUUUUGUAAACAGCCUUUCAUCACUUACACCAAACGCAGUGGACGACAAACCAGCCACACCACCUAGACGCGCCUAUAUAGCUGUAGCUGUGCUUUGCUACAUCAACUUGCUCAACUACAUGGAACGGUACACAAUAGCAGGUGUCCUUACCGACAUUCAGAAAUUCUUUGUUGUAAGUGACAGUACAGCUGCACUUCUACAAACAGUCUUCAUCUGCAGUUUCUUACUUUUGGCCCCCCUCUUUGGUUAUCUUGGGGACCGCUACAACCGGAAGUACAUCAUGAUUGGUGGUUUGAGUGUGUGGCUUGUGACUGCAGCUGGCAGCUCUUUUGUCACUGAGUCGUUAUUCUGGCUUCUGAUGCUGUUGCGAGCCAUGGUUGGGAUAGGAGAGGCCAGCUACUCCACCAUUGCUCCCACCAUCAUCGCUGACCUCUUUACUGGGGCUCAGCGGAGUGUCAUGAUCUGUGUCUUCUACAUCUUUAUCCCUGUCGGAAGUGGUCUUGGAUACAUAACAGGGGCAGGGAUUGCUACUUUCACAGGGGACUGGCGCUGGGCUCUCAGGAUCACUCCCAUCUUGGGUGCAGUGGGACUUGUCUUGCUGGUCUUCUUAUGCCCUAACCCACCCAGGGGUGCUGCGGAAACCCACGGAGAGGGAGUUACAGCGCAGAGCUCUUACCUGGAGGACGUCAAGUAUCUUCUGAAAAAUAAAAGUUAUGUGUGGUCAUCAUUGGGAGUGACGGCUACGGCCUUUCUCACCGGAGCCCUGGCUUUCUGGACGCCUACUUUUCUAUCCAGAGCUCAGGUCACUCAGGGACUCCGACCGGCGUGCAUCAAAGAGCCCUGCGACCCCACAGACAGUUAUAUCUUUGGAGGUGUGACUGUGGUGACGGGCAUUCUGGGAGGGUGUCUUGGCACUGUUUUAUCUAGAUGGUUUAGGGACAAGGUGCCAAAUGCGGACCCACUCAUCUGCGCAGUAGGCCUGCUGGGAUCGGCCCCCUGCCUCUUUAUCGCCAUCUUUGUCGCAUCAGCAAGCAUUCCCGCCACUUAUGUAUUCAUUUUCUUAGGUGAAGUACUGAUAUCACUGAACUGGGCUGUCCUGGCUGAUAUACUGCUGUAUGUUGUUAUACCAACCAGAAGGUCCACAGCUGAGGCUCUCCAGAUUACUUUCGGUCAUCUCCUAGGUGACGCUGGGAGUCCGUACCUAGUAGGAGCGAUCUCUGAUGCCAUAAUCAAAUCUAAAUCUGAAACUCGUGAUUGGAGCUUCCCCAGUCUGAAGUACAGCCUCCUGGUCUGCCCAUUUGUCGGGGUCGUGGGUGGACUGUUUUUCCUCAUGACUGCCCUCUACAUUACUGAAGACAGGAAGUCAGCUAUGCAAUUGGUUGAAGAAGAUCCCCCACCACAGCAGGGUCCUGCAUCUGAGCCCUCCAUGGAACUGAACAACAAGAAAAAUUAGUAAAGCUGUACAAAAGCAACCAUGCAAUUAAUUUAUCUGUAAAUGUUUGAAGUGAAGUUAAAAACUACUGGUGUGAACAACAUGAUGUUGGAGCUGCCCUGAUAAGAUCCUUGUUGUCAUGUUCUACAUCUGAAGUCAAGUCAAUUUUAUUUGUAUAGCCCAAAAUCACAAAUCACAAAUGUGCCUCAAAUGGCUUUACAAUCUGUACAGCAUACCGAAACCUCUCUCCCACAGGAGAAUAAAGGAAAAAGAAAAGUGAAAAAUAAACUUGAACUUCUUUGCCUA